AUGGAUUAAAUUAAAAUAAAGCAUUCUCCUGUUAGUCAAUUCUAAAUUUCAGAUAAAGAAUUCCCUCUCUCUUUGUAAUUUAUAAAUGAUACUGUUUUAAUGGCUAUGACUGAUUUUUCAUUAAAAUGGAUUGACUUAAAUACACAAUAAGUUAUUUGGGAACAAAAGAACCAUCAUCAAAAAAGAAUAUAAUAAUUGAUAGUAGAAAACAAUCUAGCAUUCACUUGCUCAAAUGAUAGAACAAUUAAGGUGUUUGAUUCACAAUCUAAAUAAUAAGUUCAUUAAUUUAAGAACGAAAAAGAAUCUUAUUCAAUUGCUAAAUCUAAACAUAUAUUAGCAGGUGGAAGUGAGGGUAGAAUUGAUUUCUAUGAUCUUAAUGCAAUGAAAUGGAGAUCCAGAUUUGAUUCCUCUUAAAAUGAAGAAUUAUCUUCAUUGAAUUUCCAUUCUUAAGUUUAAACUUAACUCUUAUCAUCUUCAACAGAUGGAUUACUAGUUCAAUAUGAUUUGACUUAAAAAAAUGAGGAAGAAUCAUUAUAAAUGAUGAUUAGAUUUGACUAACCUCUAAACUCUUGUGGCUAUUGGAAUAAUUUAUGUUUUUGUGUUACAACCACAAAUUAAAUUACUAUCCUAGAUUAACAAAAUGAUCAAAAACUCCAUUAAUUCUAAGCUAUUAAGAAUGAUGAAUUUCAUGAAGAUUAUCUAAUAGAUGUUAUGGCUGAUAAUGAAUUUAAAUAUUUUGUAGGUAAUGGUAAGGAGAUCUAUCAAAAGAAUGAAAAAUAAUAGGUAGUUGCCUUGUAUGAGACCAAUUCUACUGAAUAGAUUAGACAUAUUAAAUAAUUGAAAGAUUGUUAUUUGUUAUUUAGUGAAAAUGGGUUACUUGAAAUCCUGAAGCCACAACCCUAUGUUUACUAACCCUAAUCAAUUGAAGAAGAAGCAUUAGGCUUAAUUGAAGAGGAAGGUGAUAACAAAAAAUAAAAAAAGAGAAUAUGAUGUUAAGAUUUGAUUUAUACAGUCGAUAAAUUGUUACAUAUAUAUUUAAAUAACUUUCUGUUU
Molecule: messenger RNA, 1053 nt
Organism: Paramecium tetraurelia
Lineage: Eukaryota; Ciliophora; Oligohymenophorea; Peniculida; Parameciidae
Exons: 3
Molecular function (GO): protein binding
Source: RefSeq, a predicted model, not a curated record